AUGCUACCCAGGAUCUUGCGGUUUUUUGCUUCGUCGCUUAUCGACCCGGACGUGCGGCCACAUGACGGCUGGUUCUCCUUUGAAGGCGUCCCGCUGAAAUGGCACUAUCCGGUUGGGCUGCUGUAUGAUUUGUACGCAGGCGCGGAGCCGGUUACGUCCAAGUCUCCGUCGACACCCGGGCCGGAGCAUGAAAGCGGGCGGCAGACGACGCAUGGCGAGGAGAGCGACGAGCAUCCUGGGCUACCGUGGAGGCUGACGGUGCAUUUUCACGACUGGCCGGAGCAAGAUCUCAUCCGGCUCGACGCAGAGGGCAAAGUCCUCCACGACGCCUUCAUAAACAGCGUCAAGGAGGCCGAUUGCCUGCGAAACGGAACCGCAAAACGCAUCAUGGCGUUAUCCAAGGAAGACUCGUCGGGGUUAUGGAAAAGUGUCGAAGAGCUCGGCCCUCUCACCCCGAAAAUCCUCUAG
Uncinocarpus reesii 1704 is the source of this 468-nucleotide messenger RNA. RefSeq lists its product as uncharacterized. The transcript is spliced from 2 exons. Gene Ontology annotation, biological process: cellular response to nitrogen starvation; autophagy of mitochondrion; nucleophagy. NCBI's taxonomy places the organism in Eukaryota, Fungi, Ascomycota, Eurotiomycetes, Onygenales, Onygenaceae. Bases 1 to 468 code for a protein of 155 amino acids. Gene Ontology annotation, cellular component: phagophore assembly site membrane; cytoplasm; Atg12-Atg5-Atg16 complex. The record is from RefSeq and is a predicted model, not a curated record.